Emiliania huxleyi CCMP1516 is the source of this 9135-nucleotide messenger RNA. RefSeq lists its product as hypothetical. Gene Ontology annotation, cellular component: extrinsic component of membrane. Gene Ontology annotation, biological process: protein targeting to vacuole; protein retention in Golgi apparatus. The transcript has 44 exons. The coding region runs from base 1 to 9054 and encodes 3017 amino acids. The record is from RefSeq and is a predicted model, not a curated record. NCBI's taxonomy places the organism in Eukaryota, Haptophyta, Isochrysidales, Noelaerhabdaceae.
AUGUUCGAGUCCAUCGCCCUCUCGGUGCUCGAGCGCGUCCUCGGCCAAUAUGUCGAGGACAUCGACCGCAAUUCGCUCAAGGUUGCGGUGUGGAAGGGACACAUCACUCUCGAGCGGCUCAAGCUGCGUCGCGAGGCGCUGUACGCAUGGGGCCUCCCUCUCGACAUCAAAGCCGGGUACAUCGAGAGGGCCGAGCUGCAGCUGCCUUGGAACCGUCUCGGCUCGGAGCCGGUGACAAUCACGCUCGACGGCAUCUACCUGGUCGCGUCUCCGGUGGACGAGUCGCGCUCGGACGAGGGCGCGAAGCGGGAGUGGCGCUGGGCGCGCAAGCAGGCGAGGAUCGACCACCUCUCCGCACAGCGCUCGACGGCGGAGGGCGGCAAGAGGGCGUCGGAGACGGAGGCCGAGGCGGACGGCGGCGGCGCGGGGCAGGGAGGGCGGCUGUCUCUGCUGACGCGGAUCGUCAACAACGUGCAGCUCUCCUUCCGGAGCGUGCACGUCCGCUACGAAGACGCGCUCAACUCGACCGCCCCGUUUGCCCUCGGCGCCACGCUGGCGGAGCUAUCCGUCUACUCGGCCGAUGAGAGGGGAGAGCGAGCCUACAACGCGGAUGGGUCCGUGCAGUACAAGGUGGCCGCGCUGCGCUGCCUCGCCGUCUACCACCACUGCGCCUGCGACAGGGUGCUGCAGCCGGACGCGACGCUCGACGCGGCCGCGCGCUGGCUGCGCGGCCUGGCGGCAACCACGGUGUCGCUCUCCGCGCUCGAGGUCCGACUCGCCGAGCAGCAGCUGCGCGACUGCUCGCGGCUGGCCGAGUUCGUGCACCGGUUCCAGGCCUCCGCCCUCUCGGGCGGCACAUCUUCCGCAGCCGACAACGACGCGCUGCUGCGCCCGAUCGUCGGCGGCCCGUCGGCACGGUCUGCGUGGCGGCUCGCGCUGCGGCGCAUCGUCGCGGAGGGGCGGCGGCAGCGCGGCUGGCGGCUGGGCGCAGGCUUCUUUGAGGCGCGGCGCGAGGUGCGGUUGCGGUACGUCGGGCUGUACAAGCGCGAGCAAGGCGCGUCCCCCGAGCUCGAGCCAAGCGAGGCGCGUGAGCUUCGCGCGCUCGAGCGGGACCAGCUCUCGCCCGCUAGCCUCGAGAACGCGCCGGCCGUCGUCGACGGCGAGCUGGAGGUGGAGGGCACGCCGCUGAGCAGCGAGCAGCGCGAGCAGCUUGCGGCGCUGCUCGCCGGUACUCCCCCGCCGGAGGAGGAGGCCGCCGAGGACGGCGACGCGGGCAGCGUCGAGUACGAGUUGCGCGCCCGGCUAGACGAGCUCUCCCUGGUCCUGGUCGAGGCGGCGCCGCCCGAGAGCGAGGGCGGCGCCGCCGCGAGCGCGAGCGUCGCGCGGCUCACUCUCUCCCGCCUGCACGCCGCCAGCCUGUACGCCGGCACGCUCGUCGAGGGCAGUCUCGCCGGCGUGGAGCUCACCGACUGCACGGCGGCGUUCGGGUCGUUUGGCGCGGCGGUGCUGCAGCCGGUGGAUCAGCGCCUCGAGGUGACCGUCGCGACGCCGCUCGAGCUCGUGCACAACGCCCGCCUUCUCGACCGGGUCCGCCGCUUCCUCGACGUGCUCGGAGAGUCGGAGCGAGCCGAGCUGGCGCAGCUCGUGCGGCAGCAGGCAGAGAGUCUGCGCGAGGUGACACUCGAGUCGGUCAUCCUCUCGCCGAGCAAAGCCAGCCUGCGCGCGGCGCCAGAGCGGGCCCAUUACCUGGUCUACGAGCUCGGCGUCGACGUCGGCCUGCAGCGCUGCAUUUUGCCGCCCUCGUCGCACGCCUUCAACCACGUCGUCGUCUCCGGCUCUCCCUCUCCGAAGCGAGGCUGGGCAGGAGAAGAGAGCCGCGGCGUACCAAACGGCAAGCUGCGAAUAGGCUCCCUCUCCGAGGCGAGCUCGCAGUCGCUGCACCUGCAGCUGUCGCCCGAGCAGCUGCGCAUGGCCGCUGCCAUCCUCGAGUCGCUGCAGAGCGGCACUGCCGAGCCAGCCGGCGAGGCCGGCGUGCCCGCCGCAUUGGCCGCGGAGGGCGCCGACCUUCCCGCGGGCGCGCAGCCGCUGGCCACGAUUGAGAGGACGCGGGCGCGUUUCCUCGUGCAGCGGGUCCGGCUGUCGCUGGUCGGACGCGAAGGCGCUCCGCUGGCGUCGCUCCACGCGGGCGGCAUCGAGCUCACCGCGCACCGAGACGUGGCGGGGCAAGGCGCCCACUUCCGGCUCGACGAGCUCUACGUCGACGAUCGCACCGCGGCGGAUCCUCUCCGCUCGCGGCUGGUGGAGUCGAACCCAUCGCGAGCCUCUGCAGGGGGCGGUCCGGAGGAGUCCUCGCUAGUGCAGCUGCAGUACCUGCGCUCGGCGGCUGGGGCGGCCGACGAGCUGCACGCACUAAGCGUGAGCCUCAACGUGCAGGGCGGCGCGGCGCAGCAGCUCGGCGUGUUUGCGAUGCGCGAGCUGGUGACGGAGGUGUCGUUCCUGCCCGAGGGCGGCAUGUCGGUGAGCGGUCAGCUGGGCAACUUGACGGUGCAGGACACGUCCACCGUGGCGGGCGGCGAGUACGAGAUGCUCGGCCUGCGCGAGGGCGCCCAAUCGCUGCUCACGUUCGACUCGGUGCGCGUGAGCUACUGGCACCCGGCGGUGAUGCGCAUCGUCGGCUACCUGCAGGAGGGCGUGCUGGGCGCGCUGAUGAGCGCGACGGCGAGCACGGUGGUGCAGGUGGCUCGGUCGGUGCUGGCGGACGGCGCCGAGGACGCGUCUGCGAUCGCGCUCGACAUCGAGGUUGGCAGUCCGCUCGUCCUCCUGCCCUUCGAGCCCGACUCGUCGGAUGGCUUGCGCGGCGACCUGGGCAGCAUCGCGGUGCACAACUCGCUGGAGCGCCGGACCGCGGCCGGGCCGGGGGGUGGUGGCGCCGAGCUGCUUGACUGCAUCGUGGUCGCGAUCGAGCGCAUGCAGCUGUCUGCGCUGCUGCCGGAGGGGGAGGGGGCGCUCGAGGCGACGGGCGGGCUGUCGCAGAUGAUCGAGGACGUGUCGCUGCGGCUGUCUGUGGAGCGCGGCGUCGGCGCGAGCGCUGGCCGCGCGACGCUCAUCUCGGGGAGCGGGAGCGAGCUGGUGUGCACCUGCUCCAAGGCGCAGAUGGACCUCGUCCUUCCGGCGGUGGAGCUGGCCCUCGAGGACGGAGGCGGCCCGCUGCUGCUGGCGUGGAUGGGUGGCGUCCGCAUCGGCGCGCGCCAGAGCGCCGACUCGGCCGUGUACAGCGUCUCGAGCGCGGCGCUCGCCGUCCAAGACUGCCGCGGGGACGGGUACCCGUCGGGGCGAGGGACGCGGCCAGCCGACUCGACCGGCUCGCGGCUCAAGAGGCUUCUGUGGUCCGACCCUGCGGCGGAGCCGGCCGCCGCCAGCUCGGCGCAGCUGUCGGUGAGCCACUCGGUCGAGAGGCUGCCAGGCCGCGGCCACGAGGCGGCCACGCGAGUCAGCGAAUCAGGCGUGCACAUCACGUACGCGGCGAGCGCCUUUCGGGCGGCGGCGGACUUCUUCUCGCGCAGCGAGGGCGGAGGCGACGGCUUGCUCUCGGCGGAGGAGGAGGCGGAGGCGCUCGCGAGGCCGCUCUCCGGCCCGAUCGGCGCGGUCGCCUCCCCCAUGGUCUCCCCCAUGGUCGAGCGGCUCGUGAGUCUGCCUGAGGAGGAGGAGGUGGCGGACCUCGGCCGCAGGGUCUUCCUCCCUCGCGACCCGUCGCUCGACAGCACGGGCGGCAUCGCCCUGCGAGGCGCCGCGUCUGGCGCGGGCGCGGCCCGCCGUCGGGCGAGCGCCAUCUGCGUCAAGCGGCGCGGCUCGGGGCGCGAUGUGCAGGUCGACGCGGACGCGCUCGACGUGCAGCUCCUCGUCUGCGACGCGGUCGGCGAGCAGACGACGACUGUCCUCGCGCCGACCCAGAUGUCGCUGCGCUUCAGCGGCGGGCCGCGCCGCUCGGAGCUCGCACGCUGCGGAGGGCGGCGCAGAGGCAGGCCCGCCACUCCGCCCGACUCUGCCGCGGCGACCCUGUCGCGAGGCGCCGCCGCCGGCGUGCAGCUGGCCGUGUCUGCUGAGCUCGAGAGCCUGCGUGUGGUUGCGAUCAACGACCUGCACGGGCGCGCCGAGCCGCUCGCCGCGCUGACGCUCACGUCGGUGGUCGCGUCGUGCGCCGGCAGCGACGCCAAGCUCGUCGUCGCUUGCAGCGCGUGCGCGCAGAUGCACCUGCACAACCCGCGCUUGGUGGCGUGGGAGCCGCUCUGGGAGCCGUGGCGCUUCCACGUGCGCGGCAAGCUGAGCCCUAGCGACGAGCCUCCCUUCACCGAGGUCAAGGUGCACGCCGACGAGGCGUGCAACAUCAACAUCUCGCUCUCCAUGUGCGAGCUCGUCUCGGGCACCACGCUGACCCUCAUCGACGACAUCACCGGCGUCGCGCAGCCGCUUGUCUGCGACCUGCGCCUCCGGCCAGAUGGGUGCAGAGAGGCGCGGCUCCUCUCCGACCCCCUCCCACGGCGGCCAGAGCUGCUCAGGGGCGCCUCCGCCACGGCACGGGCUGUGCGCCUCCUCUCCGACACCACCCUCCACAACCAGACCGCCGACUUGCUCGAGGCCGUGCACCCCCUCCCCGCCGGCGCGAUGCUGCCCCUCCCGCUCCGGCCCGACCGCGCGAGCUACCGGCUGCACCUGCGGCCGAUGGACGGCGGGCACGCGUGGUCGCCCGCCUGCCAGGCGCCGACCAUCCCCACCCUCCCUGGCACCGACCAGUCCGGUCUCGGCCGCCUCCUCCUCACCGCCGCCUCCCGUGCGCCCCAGCUGCCGGGCUACGACGGCGCCGCCGACGCGGGCGCGCUGCACGCGCCGCUCGAGUGUGCUUCGGAGGAGCCCGGCGCCGACGCGGACGGGCGACACGGCGCCGCGUGGCACUGCGGCGCGUGCGAGGUGCACGUGCGCGCGCCGCUGCAGCUGGGCAGCCCCGCUGUCGGGCCGGCGCGGUUUGAGUACCAAUGGCUGGGGGGCAUCUUGCGCGGGGAGCUGCCUUCGGGCGGGCGGAGGCUGGUGCACACCUUUGCGCCCGCCACGGCGGUCAGCCUCUCUGUGAGCAUCGAGGGGUACAGGCCCUCGGAGCGGGUCCUCGCACCGCACACCGCGCUCGAGGGCGUGCUCUGCGAGGAGGUGCCCGUGUACGACGGCCGCCACAGCCGGCUGCCGCUCUCGAUCGGGUACGAGCGGCUGCACGGCUGCGUGCACGCUCUCUCGCUCGUCGCGCCGUGUUGGGUCUCCAACUGCACCGGCCUGCCCCUGCUGCUGCGCGAGCACGGCGCGAGGGAGGCGUACUGCGGCGACGAGCCGGCGGUCGUCUGCGAGACGGUGUCCGAGAACCAGCGCCGCCGCACGGCCUUCAACUCCUUCUCGGCGGACGGCCUCUUCCCGACCGACUUUGCCGGCGCCUUCUCCGACGAGCGGCUCAGCAGGCGCCACUCCGGCUUGGCGGACCUCUGGCUGCCGACAGGCUGGCUGUGGAUGGAGGACUGGCGGCUCAAGGGCGGGAAGACGGGCUCCGUCACCGAGCAGGGGUGGGAGUACGCCAAGGGCUGGAGCGGCGCGUGGUCGCCUCAGUGCACGCCCAAGACGGGCGUGCGGCGGCGGCUCUGGACGCGCCGGCGGGUCCGCCUCUCCGGCCUCACGCGCCACCUGCUUGGCGGCAUGUCGGAGAACGCCGUCCGCCGCCUUUCCCUCGCCGAGCUGCAGCAGGUCAUGCAGACGCUCGGGGAGCCCGCGCAGCGCGGCGCCGACGAGCUGCGGCAGUACUGCAUGGAGCUGCGCGCCCGCGCGCAGGAACGCGGCGGCGCGGAGCCGGACGAGGCGGCCGGCGCGGCGGCGGCGCCGGUGAUGCCGCCCGUGACCGCGAGGAAGCGGCUCGAGCUGCGGCUGCCCGGCUCGUGCUGGUCGAGUGCCGUCUCGCUCGAGGCGGCGGGCACGUCCGGGCUGCUCGAGCUGCCCGCGGGGCGGGGAGGCGGGUCGGCGCCGAGCGACGGCGGCCCUCCGCGCGCGUACCAGCUCGCCCUGGGCGUCACGUCGGCGCCGGGCGAGUCGUGCCGCUCCAAGAUGCUCGUGGUGGAGCACCGCACGACGCUGCUCAACCGGCUCGACCGGCCGGUUGGCUACGUGCACCACGGCAAGGGCGGCCACACUGCGGCGCUGCUGCGGCCGGGCGAGCGGGCACCCUUCCACUGGCAGGACGAGCCCGGCCUCGCGCGCCUCCUCUCCGUCUGCCUCCUCGACGCCGGCGCCGACGCCGCCUCGCUUGCCGAGUGCGACUGGUCCAACGCGCUGCCGAUCGACUCCGUCGGCGAGCCCGUUCCUGGCAGCGAGCUCAACCUCGUCUGCCGCCUCUCCAACCGGCGGACGGUCCUCUUCCUCUCGGUCGACGUGCAGCUUCUCUCCGGCGCGAGCAUGCUCGUCGUCUUUUCGGAGCGGACGGCCGAGCUCGCGCCGUACCGCGUCGACAACCUGUCCGCGCUCCCGCUGCUCAUCUCGCAGAGCCCGUGCGCCGCGCUGCAGCAGCCGCGCGUCGUGCAGGAGGUGCUGCCCGCGUCGCGCGCGCCCUUUGCGUGGGAGCAGGCGGUGGUCGCCGCGCCGACCCUCGACUUGCACGUCGGCCGCUCCGUGCGCAAGGUCUGCCUUGACGAUCUCCAGCGAAGCGGCACCAUCCCCUGCGCCGACCCGCGCGCGAGCGGCGCGCCGCACGAGCCAUCCUCCGUCAUCGCCGCGCCGCGCUCUGCCUUUGGAGACGGCGCCGGCGAGUGGAACGGCUACCGCGACGUGCGGCUCGAGUCCUUGCAUGAGGGCGUCGCCACGACGAGGCUGCCUGGCUCGAUCGCGCGCGCCGAGGUGCGCGCGCGGCACAGCCAGCGAGAAGGCCGGUUCGGAUGGCACGGGGACGAGCUUUGGACGGCGGACGGGCUCCGCGCGACGUUUCGCGUCUUCUUCGUCCGCUGGGGGUUGGAGGUCGACCUCGACUCGCGGGGGAUGCGGCGGAGCGAGGUCGACCUCCGCCACGCCGUCGCGCACGCCGCCGUGCAGUCGCAGCGGUCGGCGUCGGACGGCUCGUUUGGCUGGUCCGACUCGACACUGUGGGUGGACGAGGGUCUGCGCGCGCGCUUCGCCGUGACGCUGCAGCGCGAUGCCCUGCCCGGCUCGCGCCCGCCGCUCGAACUGCGGUACCGGAUGGUUGCAGACGGGCCAGUGAAGGUGCUGCAGGUGAUGCCGGCGCCGUCCGCCGCCGCCUCCGGGGAGGUGCCCUCCCUGCCCGUCCUGGCGUCGGAAGAGGACGACGGCAAGCUGCGGCUGAGCGUGCACGUGUCGCUCGCGUGCCUCGGCGUGUCGCUGAUUGCGGACGGGUGCGAGGAGCUCCUCUACUUGAGCCUCGUCGACCCUGUGGUGAGCUACCGCGCGUCGUCGGGCCGAGACUUUCUGUCGGCGCAGGUGCGGCACCUGCAGGUGGACAACCAGCUGCAGGCCGCCUCCUUCCCCGUGCUGCUCCAGCCCUCCUUCUCCGCCGAGGAGGCGCAGCAGGCGGUGAGGCCGCACUCGCUCGAGCUGCUCGUGCAGCGCCGCAUCGGCGCCGCGCAGGUGCUGUACUACGAGACGGUCUCGCUCCGGCUGCAGACGCUCGAGCUGAUGGUGGACACGGUGCUGGUGCGCACCCUCUUCCUCUUCGUCCUCUCCACCUACCUCGACCUCGCAAAGAUGGCGACGGCGGUGGUCGAGGCGACGACGCGCGGCCAGCCGCGCCGGGCCGACGCGGUGGUGCCGCCCAAGGUGUACCUGCGCUGGCUCAACCUGCAGCCGCUCCGGCUCCACCUCAGCUGCCGCUCCGUCGCGGGCGGGCGACGCCGCGAGGCCGCGGUGCUCGAGAACGCGCCGGCCAGCGCCGUGGGAGUGCUCAACUCGGUGAGCGCCGUGCUGUCAAACAUCGACUCGGCGCCGCUGCAGCUCAAGGCGCUCGUCCUCGACAACACCUUCGCGCCCGUCGGCACGCUGGCGCAGGCCAUCGGCGACUCGUACCGCGAGCAGCUGCUGCAGCAGCUGUACAAGCUCCUCCUCUCGGUCGAGCUGCUCGGCAACCCGCGCGGCCUCUUCCAGCACCUGGCCACCGGCGUGACGGACGCGUUUUACGAGCCGCUCAACGGGAUCAUGCGCGGGCCCGACGACUCGCUCGCCAACAACCUGACCUACGGGCUCUCGGACUCGGUGCAGCAGCAGGAGGGCCCGCGCAACAUCGGGGAGGGGCUGCUGCAGACGGCCGAGUCUGUCUCUGGCGGGCUGCGCCAGCGCGCGGCGACUGCGAAGACGGGCGGGCGCGCCGAGAGAUCGCGAGGGCUGUGCGCGCAGAGAGGCGGCUUCGGGGGCUUUUUCAAGGGCGUGGCGCAGGGCGCCGUCGGGCUCGUCGUCAAGCCGGCGGUCGGAGUCGCGGACGGCAUCACCGCCGCCGCCGAGGGCCUCAAGAGCCAGACGACGGUGCUGCGCGGCCUGACUCGCCGCCGCCGCCAGCCGCGCACGUUUGGGCUGUGGGGCGAGCUGCGCCUCUUCUCAAACGCCGACGCGCGCAUCCAGCGCGCCCUGUACGACGCGGUGACGGGGCGCGGCGUCCGCUCCCUCGCGUCGGGGCGCUUCUGCAGCCAGGUGCCUUGCGCGAGCCCGCCGCAGGCGGAGAUCUCGCUCGUCGUCACGACAGGGCACGCCAUCCUGCUCUCGGUCAGCGGGGAGGGCGGCGCGGGCAGCAGCAGCAGUGGGGGCGGAGGAGGAGGCGCCCCCGCGACCGCGCUCGUCUGGUCGGAGCCGCUCAGCCAGAUUGCCGUGUGGGAGUGCGUGGAGCGGUCCCAUGAGCUGGCGCUGCAUUUGCGGUCGGGCGAGGUGCGGCGCGCGCGCUUCCCGUCGGCGGCGGCGCGCGCGAAGGCGGUGCGCCUCAUCGAGCAGGCGGUCAAGCUGGACGAGUCGAGCACCAGUCGGGCGCCGCGGCGCUGACGCGGCUGCUGCUGCGUGUCGGGAACCAGCAGGUACACUGGCGGGCCCCACAUGGUACUGUGGGAUCGGAUCGAUCUUUGU